This is a messenger RNA of Insectozyma verbasci, 324 nucleotides long. Lineage: Eukaryota; Fungi; Ascomycota; Pichiomycetes; Serinales; Debaryomycetaceae. The record is from the annotation of a GenBank genome assembly.
AUGUUUAUUCGCUUAAUUCGUUCUUAUUCAAUUUAUCAAAGUGCUAAGGAUACUUUAUACAAGGCUAAUUUAAAAUUAGGUAAAAUUGCAGCUAAAGAUAUCGAAAUUGCUGAAAAAACUGUUCCCAAAAUUCAAGAUGCUGCAAAUUAUUUAAACAAAAAAACUGGUGAGAAAUUAGCUCAAGGUAUAGAUUUAGCUCAACAUUAUAAAGCUAAAAAUGAUGCAAUUCAUAAAGUUGAAAGAAAUAUUAAAGGUUAUAAAAAUUUACAAGAAAAAGGAAAAUCAAUUGAAAGUGAACAAUGUAGACCAGAUGAUGGUUUCUGA